AUGUCCUUCACCAAUGCGCCCGUGACGAGAACGCUCGUUGUCGGGCUCGUUUCCUCCUCCGUCGCGGCCAGUCUCUUCGACUUGAAACACUACUUCUACAUCCUAGUCGACACACACAUCUGGAAGUAUCACCAACCAUGGCGGGCCCUCAUAUUCCAGCUCUGCUACACCAACUCAUCCGAGGUGCUUUUCGCCGCUAUGACGCUCUACAAUAUGCGUGUCGUUGAGCGGAUGUGGGGGUCGAGAAAAUAUGCCUCCUUCCUCGUCGUCUCGGGCUUGUUAACAAGCGUCCUCACCCCCGCCGCCAUCAUCCUCCUGCUCCGCCCUCUCACUGGCGGCGUGUUCAACUAUCUCCCGGCUGGUCCGACCCCGAUCAUCUUCGCCAUCCUAGCGCAGUACCACGCCAUGAUCCCGCACAUAUACAAGUACCGCAUGGCCUUGACGGCCUCCUCCCCCAGUACGAGCAACGACGCGGCGGGCCUCACCUUCAGCGACAAGUCCUACCGGUACUUCCUGGCCAUGCAGCUCGCGCUGUUCCAGUGGCCUGGCUCGCUGUUGGGUGCGGCGAUCGGGUGGGUUGUGGGGUACGUGUGGAGGAAUGACAUGUUGCCUACCAGGGUGACGACGUGGCGGCUACCCGGCUGGAUGGUCGGCAUGAGGACACAAAAGAGAAGCCAGGAGUUUGAAGGGCUGAGGAGACGUCUGGAGGGGGAGAAUGCGCCAAGCGCGACUGCGACAGGCGCCCAGGGCCAGGGAGCAGACGGUGAUGCCGGGAGGAGGAGGACUCUCGGACAACAGGUUCUGGAUCAGGUUUCCGGCGCAAUCUGA
Molecule: messenger RNA, 828 nt
Organism: Diaporthe citri
Lineage: Eukaryota; Fungi; Ascomycota; Sordariomycetes; Diaporthales; Diaporthaceae
Exons: 2
Coding region: 1-828 (275 amino acids)
Biological process (GO): retrograde vesicle-mediated transport, Golgi to endoplasmic reticulum
Cellular component (GO): membrane
Molecular function (GO): serine-type endopeptidase activity
Source: RefSeq, a predicted model, not a curated record